AUUUUUUUGGGUCGAAAUACACGACGCUGAUUAGACAAAACCAGGUCCUUGCUUUGGUAUGCGUAAGCGCAUGGACGAAAUCAAUUUCUCAUCCAACUUCCUUACAAAAGAAACAGAAUGAAUUAACCAUUUCUCACGAAACAAACAGAGAAUUUGGAGUUGGCAUAACAGAAUGAGGAGGAAAAACAACGCUUGAAAUCACUCGAUCUUUUAGGGUCACAAAGACAGCAUCUCUUUCUCUCUCUGAUCGAGACACGAUAGCCACAGCCGAAGAUGAGAAGUCCUGCUAAGCUAAAAACCUCGAGCUCUGAAUUGGACUUAGAUCGACCCAAUAUCGAAGAUUACCUUCCUUCCGGAUCUGCCAUUCAAGAACCUCACGGCAAGCUUCGCCUGCGUGAUUUGCUUGACAUUUCGCCAAUCCUAACAGAGGCUGCUGGUGCUAUUGUUGAUGACUCAUUUACACGAUGUUUCAAGUCAAAUCCCCCAGAACCAUGGAAUUGGAAUAUAUAUCUGUUUCCCCUGUGGUGUUGUGGUGUGGUAAUUCGAUAUGGGAUUUUGUUCCCUACCAGGGUUCUAAUACUGACUAUAGGGUGGAUUAUUUUUCUUUCGUCCUACAUACCUGUUCAUUUUCUACUGAAAGGGAAUGACAAGUUGAGAAAAAAGCUAGAGAGGUGUUUGGUGGAGUUAAUUUGCAGCUUCUUUGUGGCAUCAUGGACUGGAGUUGUCAAGUACCACGGGCCACGGCCAAGCAUGCGACCUAAACAGGUUUUUGUGGCCAAUCAUACCUCCAUGAUUGAUUUUAUCAUCUUAGAACAGAUGACUGCUUUUGCUGUUAUUAUGCAGAAACAUCCUGGUUGGGUUGGACUAUUGCAAAGCACUAUAUUAGAGAGCCUAGGAUGUAUCUGGUUCAAUCGUUCAGAGUCAAAGGAUCGUGAAAUUGUAGCGAAAAAGUUAAGGGAACAUGUUCAGGGAGCUGACAAUAACCCACUUCUUAUAUUUCCUGAAGGAACUUGUGUCAACAACCACUAUACUGUGAUGUUCAAAAAGGGCGCAUUUGAACUGGGCUGUACUGUUUGCCCAAUUGCAAUCAAAUACAAUAAACUUUUUGUUGAUGCUUUUUGGAACAGCCGGAAGCAGUCCUUUACAAUGCAUCUACUGCAACUCAUGACAUCCUGGGCUGUUGUUUGUGAUGUGUGGUACUUGGAGCCUCAAAAUCUGAAACCUGGAGAGACGCCCAUCGAAUUCGCAGAGAGGGUCAGGGACAUAAUAUCUGUACGAGCAGGUCUCAAAAAGGUUCCUUGGGAUGGAUAUCUGAAGUACUCUCGCCCUAGCCCAAAACAUAGGGAGCGAAAGCAACAAAGAUUUGCCGAGUCGGUGCUACGACGCAUGGAGGAGAAAUGAUGCACAUGUUUGUGCUUUUAGUGAUUGUUGUAUUUGAUUCAAGUAGGGUCGUAGUUGUGCACUUGACAGACAUUUUUGUUAUUCAGGGGCUGACUUUGAUCUUUAGCAACAGUCAAGAAGUGGGUGGGAAGGAGAAGGAAAUUUUUAAGAAAAAAUCAUUACUUCCUCGUAUUACAGUUUUUUACUUUGACAAGUAACACUAGUUUUAUAAAAUAGCUUGGUUCAAUUUUGUAGGGGUAUUUCAUGUCUGGAUGUUGACAUUGUCAAGAGUUGACAAAGUCUCUGCUAGCAAAAAUCUAAAUUUCCAGGGGAGAUGCUAAUGAUCUGUGUUAGUUUUUAGGUAGUGAUGAGGUGUGUUUGUUAAAUUUUGGGGAAUGCCGGAUAAGUUAUACUUUUAAUUUAUUUCAAUACUGAUUUAUAUAAAUGGUUGAAUUAUUCAUU
Messenger RNA from Manihot esculenta (cassava), 1842 nucleotides. Its product is annotated as glycerol-3-phosphate acyltransferase 9. Gene Ontology annotation, cellular component: endoplasmic reticulum. Lineage: Eukaryota; Viridiplantae; Streptophyta; Magnoliopsida; Malpighiales; Euphorbiaceae. Gene Ontology annotation, molecular function: glycerol-3-phosphate O-acyltransferase activity. Gene Ontology annotation, biological process: triglyceride biosynthetic process. Bases 274 to 1401 code for a protein of 375 amino acids. The transcript has 12 exons. The record is from RefSeq and is a predicted model, not a curated record.